AAAAUUCGUAGCUGGCUGCCCUGUGUCCACCCAGCGGACUACUGGCCAUGGAGCCGCGCACAGGGGACGCCGCGGACCCUAGGGGCAGCAGAGGAGGCCGCGGCCCCUCCCGGCUCGCCGGCCCCAGCGCCCGGCAGCUCCUGGCGCGGCUGGACGCGCGCCCCCUGGCGGCGCGAGCUGCGGUAGAUGUGGCGGCGCUGGUACGCAGGGCGGGCGCCACAUUGCGCCUGCGCCGGAAGGAGGUUGUUAGCGUGCUGGACUCUGCGGACAUAGAGGUCACAGAUAGUCGCCUGCCUCAUGCCACUAUUGUGGAUCACCGGCCCCAGGUCGGGGACCUUGUACUCCACAUCAACGGAGAGUCAACGCAGGGCCUCACCCAUGCCCAGGCCGUGGAUCGGAUCCGAGCUGGAGGCCCCCAGCUCCACCUGGUUCUUCGUCGGCCUCUGGAGACCCACCCUGGCAAGUCUCGAGGGGUGGGAGAGCCCCAAAAAGGAGUUGAUCGCAGCCCAGAUCCUGGAGGGCCGGAGGUAACGGGGUGUCGCAGCAGCAGCAGCACUUCCCCAGUUCAGCACCCUCCAUCCCGGACGACGCUCAAGAAGACCCGGGGCAGCCCAGAGCCUAGUCCAGAGGCGGUCGCCGAUGGCCCCACGGUUUCUCCUCCUGAGCGCUGCACUGAGGAUCCCAACGACCAGAUCCCGGGUUCCCCGGGGCCCUGGCUAGUGCCCAGCGAGGAACGGCUCUCGCGGGCCCUAGGGGUCCGGGGGACAGCGCAGCUCGCUCAGGAGAUGGCAGCCGGAAGGCGGAGGCACUGAGCCUACCUCUGACGGCGCGGGGCUCACUAGUUACCGCCCAACCUGGAUCUGGCGCGUGUGGCCGCCGGGCACUUGGCACUUCCCCGAGAGCUUCCACUUGGUCUGGUCCCCCCUCCCGUUGCGCAGUGGCUCUGCCCGCACUCCCCUUGCAGCGUCAGUGGUACGACCCUUCCAGCCCGGCUAGCCUGCGCUUCUGGUUCUGGGAGGGAGAGGUAAUAAAAUGGUUCGAUCUGGUCUUGACUUGCCAGGCGCUCGAGGCGGGGUGGGGCUGCCCAGGCCACUCUGUAAAGGAGCAGGUGGGUUGAUCCUGCUUCGAGUAAUCGCUAACUAGCUUCAUGCUGCUGCUUUCCUGCUUGCACAUGGAUCUUUGCUUCCGCUGGUCCUCAGCCUGGCGUGGUUUGUUUUUCUCUUCCCCGUCUCCUGCUCCUCUCCUUAUUCAUCAAUUUCACCUUUUUGGAGGUGUACAGGGUCUCACACAUAAAUUAUUCUGCAUGGCAUGGAGAAUGCAGAGGUGAGCCUGUCGUGGCGGGACUGCACCAAUGUAUCCACAGUCCUGUCUCGGAAUCAUCCAGACCCUCAACUGACGUCGGGAUAGCAAGGCUAGAAGCCUAGAAGCAGGGCGGCUUCCUUCGCCAGGGACCUCUGGUCUCCCAUUUCCGGCCUAGUCUGCCAGCUUUUGCUGGCACAUAGGCUACCACUCUCCGGGCAUCGGCUGGGGCCCUGGAUCCCCCUUUGGGGCGGAGCGGGGAAGGUGUGAGUCAGCGCCCCUGGGCGGGCCGGGCUAAAAAAGGUUGUUAGAACCUUUGGGCCGUGCCCCCAUUUUCCGUACAUGGUGAAGAACUGCAGCCGGGCUUGUGUGCACUCGCCACAUACUGGGCGUUCCCCGCACGGGAGAGGCCCAGAGUUUCCUUCACCCUGCGAACAGAGCCCCGCAGCCAGGGCUUAUAUGGCCAGCGGGACUCCAACCGGGGUAGCCGCAAGGAAGGCACUGGCAGAGGACAGAAAUGUCCAGUCACCUCCGCUGUCACCACAUCCUGAGCACUCAGCCCCAUCCCCCGCCCCAGGAGGGAAGCUGUGGUCUGACGGAAUAGGCAACUUUCGCCCCUGUGGGGAGGGGACGGGGAAGGAAGAAAUAAUUUAAAGGAUCCGAGUGCGAGAGUCCAGGUGGCCUUGGAGAGGAAAGAGGAACGGCGAAGACAAGCUGCGAGCUGGAGAGUGAAGAGGUGAACACUUGAGUGGUUAGAGCUGUAGAUAGACAUUGUGGGGAAGUGUGCCAGGGUGGCUUCCAGCUACCCCUGACUUAGAGCCUGGUGGAGAUGUGGUUCUUCAGAAGUUAGCAUAGGGCUCAAGAGCCCCAGUCCUAUAAAUACAGUCACACCCAAGAGACUAAUAAUAGUAACCCCGGCCACCAUGUACUUAGUUUUAUCCCUGCUACUGGCUCUAUUGCAAUAUUUAUUUUCAUCUACAAUAGUUGCACAUCUACUCAACAAUCCGAAUAUGUCCAUUUCACAGAGGAGGAAAGUGAGGCCCAGGGAGUGCAGAUAGCUUGAGAGAGGAGGAUCAAAGCAAGAUUUAAUCAAGGCCUGAUUCCCAAGUCUGUCCUCUUAAUUUCACCUGCAUUGAAACCCAACUGUAUACAUUGCACUGUGCUAGGUACUGUGGAGAUGCUGGAGGAACAAGACAUACAAUUUGUCUUUGUGUAGCUGAUGUAUGUAAUGAGGGUAGACAGAUGUCAGACAAA
Messenger RNA from Mandrillus leucophaeus (drill), 2553 nucleotides. It is a transcript of the gene MAGIX, whose product is annotated as MAGI family member, X-linked. The transcript is spliced from 5 exons. The coding region runs from base 48 to 812 and encodes 254 amino acids. NCBI's taxonomy places the organism in Eukaryota, Metazoa, Chordata, Mammalia, Primates, Cercopithecidae. The record is from RefSeq and is a predicted model, not a curated record. Gene Ontology annotation, molecular function: protein binding.